Messenger RNA from Oryza sativa Japonica Group (Japanese rice), 3204 nucleotides. Lineage: Eukaryota; Viridiplantae; Streptophyta; Magnoliopsida; Poales; Poaceae. The record is from RefSeq and is a predicted model, not a curated record.
UCGCCUCUCUCUCUCUCUCUCUCUCUCUCUCUCUCCACGGCGGCGGCGGCGGCGGCGGCGGUGGGCAACGGCGUCCUUCCAAACGCGGGAAGCCAUGGGCUGGCCACGGGCAUGGUUGCUCGCUCGCGGCUUCCGUGGGUUUCGUAGCCGACGGCCAUUGGAGGUAACUGUGAGGUGAGGAUUUUCCCCCGGCCUCCACUAUCAUAGCAUCGUUCGUUUGCGCGUAAUCUAAGUCUGGGGGUAGCGAAGAUGCUUUGAUUCUGUGGCCGCGAGACGAGACACACGGGGGAAUCUAGGAUGGGGGAGGGAAUGGAAGUCGGCAUUUCGUACGAUUUGGCCGCUGAAAACGAGAUCACCGGGCCAAUGAUACGACCCUACGUGCCAACCUGCUGUCUACACAAAAUUGGACCAAUUGUUCCCUGCAAGAAGAAGGAAACAUCAGAGCCCCGAGAUCAGCUAGAUCUUAUUCUAGUUAAUCUAUCUAUACUUCGUCGCCUCCUCCUCUCACAGUGGCUUUAUCGCAUCUUAUGAUUCUUAUCCAGGCAAUCAGGCAUCAUUCUUUAGCUCCUAUGCCACAGAUCAAUUAUCAGGUACCUUUUCCAGUUUCCUGCUGGGUUCCCUACUUUUCAUCAAGUGCACAUCUAUGUUGGGAAUCCAAUCUUUGAUGUGCUAUAUUAGUAUAUGGUGUGGAUCCUGUUCUUAUGAUGUCACCGUCACAUAAUUACAUGCUUACUUGCAGAGGUAAAUACAUGAUUAAUCAGAAAAAUAUCAGAAGUUUUUCUUUGGGAGUGCUAGGAGUUUGGUUCAUUUGAUCAUAAAUUUUCUUAGCUUGUUUCAUCUUUCAUAUUAUUUUUCUCAAUGCACCACAUAUCAUGACAGGCUGAUAUUGUUAGUCAACGUGAUCAGGAAAUCCAAUACCCUUGGCUGGUAAGUUUGAGUUAUAAAUAUUCAAAUAAAUAUUUGAGUCCUUUUGUUUUCAAGUACCAAAUCCAUAGAAUAGAUUAUUGCCAAGAGAGCACCCUGGUACUUGACUGUAGAGAUUUGUAUCCCAUGUAAUACAAGAAUCUUGGCCACUUGCAUGGUGGGGGUUCUUCCCCAUCGUCCACACCUUAGGAUGUUGACGAUUUGAAUUAUCACGUGGGAGAUUCGCAUAUGUGCAGGUGACUUUUGUUUUUGCUGAUGCGACUGAUGUAAAGGAGCCAGUAAGUAUUUUGUAAUCCACACUUUCAGGCAUAACCUAUUUCUAAACUCUCAUCAUCAUAACUGGAUGACCUGUUCCUCUCUCUUAUUAAAAACUUGCAGUUUGUGGCCUAGUCAACUAUUUGAUGUUGGCCAAAAUGUAGACGUGGCAGGACUUUCAUUUUAAUUGGAAGUCCUGAGGACUAAGAUGAAAGAACAAAAAUCUGAAGUAAAUGCUAAGAAUUUACAAUGUUAAAAAAAAAACUGAACUACCAAAUCGCAUUUUGGCAGGAACAAACCAUUUAGAAAUGUUCAGCGAAUUCAUUUUGUAUAGCUUUUGAAGUUCUCUUGAACAAUUAGUCCUUUGAGAAAAGAAAGUUAUGGAAUGAUGCCAUUGGAAUGUUCACCAAGAAAGAGAAAUAAAACAUGAUUUUCUACAUGGAAUGGACCAUUGUUAUAAUAAGUGGUAAUUUCACCAUCCUACAGGGUUACCAGAAAAGAAAUUCCUUAGACUGUUUGGAUCAUGCUUGGAUCAGAUCUGUCAUUUUCUUUUUAUAGAAAAUCUGGAGGUUCAUAGUACCCUGAACUAUCUACCAAUCACUGUGCUACGGAAAUCAAACAUGUAAGUAUGUAUCCUCUCGCAUAACAUGCAGUUAUCCCAUGAAUCUAGUUAUGGCACUUCAUUGUACACUAGAUCCUAUUUACAUAUUUUUUACUAGAAUAAACCUAUAUUGCUCCCACCAGCAAGGUUAGUGACAUUUUGGGAUGACUGCAAUUACAUUGAAAAAAAAGGUUUAUGUAAGUUUUUCUUGAAAAAUGUGUUCAUGAUAUAUUUAUAUUCCGUAAACAUGUUACAGUAGAAAUUAAUGGCCAAACCCAAACUUACAUGUCAAUUUCCAAAAUGUCAAUUAUCUGUGACUGGACAUCAAAGUGACUUAAUGUUUGAAUGAAAUAGCUAUUUUCAAUAUAGUUUCUGUCUAUGAACAUUUUGACUGAAUAUCUCCAGUAUGUCGUCAUUAUGCGCAAAGGGGUUGAAUUCUAGGUGUUGAUAUGGAUUGUUUUUAUCUGUUUUGUUUGACUACAUAUCACAGUUGAAUAAUAUAUCUGGUUUGCAUGUCAUUCUUUUCUAGCACCAUGACAGAUUAGUUUAGUUGAAAUAUGAAGGGGUAGAUAAGUACUUCUAUCCUUUCUGGCGCAAUAAAAGCUUAUUUUCCUCAAUUAGAGGAAGUCCAAAUAGGCAUAUAUUUAAUGUGUGUCCGUUCCUACUCAUUUUAUUGGCAUUUCCUUUAAAUAGGUUCAGUGAAGCUGCAGAGUGAAGGUUAUAGUGAAGACUGGCCUGCUAUAUGUGCAUUGCACAAGACAAUCUGCAGUCUUUUUGUCCUCUUGAUUUGAAUAUAAAGGACCUUGGCCUUUCUUGAAGGAGGAUGAGUUCAUCCUGGACAACAAAGCAGAAUAAGGUGUUUGAGAGGGCGCUGGCAAUAUAUGACAGGGAUACGCCAGAUCGCUGGCAGAAUGUGGCACGGGCAGUUGGUGGUGGAAAGUCAGUUGAUGAUGUGAAGAGGCACUAUGAAAAGCUGAUCAAGGACGUGGAUCGCAUUGACUCUACAGGAGGCCAUCAAGGAUCCCAUUACAACAGCUCCAAUGCUAGCAGCAGCAGCAGCAGCAGCAGCAGCAACUCUCGGGGCAGUGCCAAUGAGGACCAGAGGAGGAGGUACCACAACUUUCAGUGAAUGUGACAUUGACAUCUCGAAAGCCGAAAGCAGCCUGAGUUCCAGCAAGACCGACACAUAUGAUCGACUGUCCCUGCAGAUGCUACCUUCACUAUUUCGUUUAUGUUUUCUAUUAUGCGCGUGUGUGAAUCAGAACUGGCCCUAAUAGACCAGUAGUUAGUAACUUAGUUUCAAUUGAGCUAUGACUGGUUUGCUGAAUUAUACUGUUGUAUUCCAUCUGACGAUGCUGUAUAUGUAAUAUCUGAUGGAAAGUUUAUAAUCUUCUCUGAGAUCUAAAGUUCACAUGUUCUUACUA